Molecule: messenger RNA, 4701 nt
Organism: Symbiodinium sp. CCMP2592
Lineage: Eukaryota; Dinophyceae; Suessiales; Symbiodiniaceae
Source: the annotation of a GenBank genome assembly
AUGUUCUCUGAGGAAGGCUUGCAGCAACAGUGCCACUCGCAGACCGACAAGCUGCAGCUGGUACAGUCUCAGGUCCAAGAUGAGAAGGAAGAGCGAGAGAAGUGCUUCGAGGCUUUGGAGAGCACCAUGGAGAAGCUCAAAUCUUCAGAGGAGGUGUGUGAGAUCGCAAAGCAGCACGUCCGGCAACUGCAAGAUGAUCUGGAAGCUUCAGAGCUGGAGAGUGCUCAAGCCGCCAUGAGGCUUGGGAUUCGCAACAGCUUGACCCAAGCUCCGGAUAUGGAGCCUUUGCGAGAUCAAGUUCUCCAGGGCAGUGAUGCAAAGGUAGGCAUUUCCCCUGGUGCAGAGACCAACUUGGUGCAGCGCAUGGCGGCCGUAAUCCGUCGAAACCUGCUCCUUCAGAGGCGACUCUCUGGUCUCCUGGAGUGGCGCUCCGAAGUCACAGUCGGGAAGCUUCAGAAUGAGUUGAUGCAGAAGGAGCAAGAUGCGACUGAGACUGGUGACGGUGAGAUUGGGUGCACCUUGGCGCAGGCCCUCCAGGAGCUCGAGGCGGAGCGGGCGGAGCGCGCGGCGAUUGCGGAAGAGGCAGAGGAGCCUGGGUACGAGGACCAGCUGGCGCAGCUGCAACAUGAGCCGGCUGCCUUUCAAUUACAGUGCACCGGGAUUGAGGAAGCGAGGGGAAUGACCGGGGGGAUCGGCAAGUCUUAUUUCACUGCACGCUUGGCUGACACCUGGGUGGACAGGCAGUCCGUCCGGAUUUUCGGCGCCAAGCUUGCCGAGCUGCAACGAGAGAAGGGUGCGCACAGCAGCUUCGAGGCACCCGCAUCCAGCUCUGAGUACUCCUCGCCUUCUCCGAUGAGGUUCUCAGCCGUGGGGGCGAGCUCCUUCGAGUUCGAAAGUGGGGAGGCUUCAAGGAUGAGCAGUCUGCAAGCCGAGCUGGAGUCAGCUCUCGCCAGCAAGCGCAGAGCGGACGAGGAGAACCGACAGCUGCUGGAGCAGGCUUUGCAGGCAAGCUCGCACGCCGAGGAACUGGUUGCUUCUGGGCAGCAGCAGCGGGAGAUGCUCCAAGGAAGGUUUGAGGAAGAGUGCAUGCACUUCCACCAGCAACGUGCUGCACACCUCCAGGCCGCAGAGGAUGAGAGCAGGCUACAGCAGGAGCUGCGGGAGGAGGCGGAAGCAAGUCAGACAAGCCGAGCGGCGCUGGCGGCUGACUAUCAAGCUCAGCUGCAGGCACUAUCCGAGCUCUCUAAGAGCAGCACCACGGCCCUGGCAAUGCAGGAAGCCGAGGCUAGCGACGCUCGACAGCGAGCGGCUGAGCAUCAGCAGCGCGCCAGAGAAGCUGAGCUCCAGGAGAGCAAGCUGCAGCAGGAGCUGCAGGAGAAGGUCGAAGCACAUCGCACGAGCCGAGCGGCAUUGGUGGCUGAACAUCAAGCGCAACUGCAGGAGCAACAGGCACUAUCCGAGCUCUCCAAGAAAAGCACCACGGCCCUGGCGAUGCAGCAAGCCGAGGCCAGCGACGCUCGGCAGCGAGCUGCUGAACAUCAGCAGCGCGCCAGAGAAGCUGAGCUCCAGGAGAGCAAGCUGCAGCGGGAGCUAGAGGAGGAGGUCGAAGCACAUCGCACGAGCCGAGCGGCAUUGGUGGCUGAACAUCAAGCGCAACUGCAGGAGCAACAGGCACUAUCCGAGCUCUCCAAGAAAAGCACCACGGCCCUGGCGAUGCAGGAAGCCGAGGCCAGCGACGCUCGGCGGCGAGCUGCUGAAUAUCAGCAGCGCGCCAGAGAAGCUGAGCUCCAGGAGAGCAAGCUACAGCGGGAGCUAGAGGAGGAGGUCGAAGCACAUCGCACGAGCCGAGCGGCAUUGGUGGCUGAACAUCAAGCGCAACUGCAGGAGCAACAGGCACUAUCCGAGCUCUCCGAGAAAAGCACCACGGCCCUGGCGAUGCAGGAAGCCGAGGCCAGCGAAGCCCGACAGCAAGCUGCUGAACAUGAAAAGCGCGCCAAGGAAGCUGAGCUCCAGGAGAGCAAGCUGGAGAGAGAGCUGCGCGAGGAGGUGGAAGCGAGUCAGAAAAGCAGAGCGGCACUUGCGGCUGAAUGCCAAGCUCAGCUGCAAGAGCAGCAGGCAAUGUCCGAGAUUGCCGCAGCCCUUGCGAAGCAGGAAGCCGAGGCCAGCGAGGCCCGACAGCAAGCUGCUGAUUUCCAACAGCGCGCCAAAGAAGCUGAGCUCCAGGAGAGCAAGCUAGCGAGCGAGCUGCGGCAGGAAGAGGAAGCGAAUCAGAAAAGCAGAGCGGCACUGGUGGCUGAACAACAAGCUCUUCUGCAAGAGCAGCGGGCCAGCGCGGCCCGGCAGCGAGCUGCUGAACAUCAGCCACGCGCUGAAGAAGCUGAGCUCCAGGAGAGCAAGCUAUGCUUGGAGAGGGAGCUGCGGGAGGAGGUGGCAGCGAAUCAGAAAAGCAGAGCGGCGCUGGCGGCUGAACACCAAGCUCUUCUGCAGGAGCAGAGUGCCAUAUCCGCGAUUUCCGAGCACGGUGCCACAGCCCUGGCCAUGCAGGAAGCCGAGGCCAGCGAAGCCCGACAGCGAGCUGCAGAAUACCAACAGCGUGCAAAAGAAGCCGAGCUCCAGGAAAGCAGGCUGGAGAGAGAGCUGCAGGACGAGGUGGAAGAAUCUCGUUUGCAUGGGCCAGCGAGGCCCGACAGCAAGCUGCUGAACAUCAACAGCGUGCUAAAGAAGCUGAGCUCCAGGAUCACGGGACUUGCCUUGUGUUGGUUGUUUUUUCAGAGUGCGGAGAGCAACCUAGCGAGGGAGCUGCGGGAGGAGGUGGACGUGAAUCAGAAAAGCAGAGCGGCGCUGGUGGCUGAACAACAAGCUCUUCUGCAAGAGCAGCGGGAGCGCGAGCCACUCUUAGAGAGGGAGCUGCGGGAGGAGGUGGAAGCGAAUCAAAAAAGCAGAGCGACGCUGGUGGCUGAACACCUGGCUCUUUUGCAGCAGCAGCGGGCAUCUUCCGCGAUUUCCGAGCACGGUGCCGCAGCCCUGGCCAUACAGGAAGCCAAGGCCAGCGAGGCCCGACAUCAAGCUGCUGAACAUCAACAGCGUGCUGAAGAAGCUGAGCUCCAGGAGAACAACCUAGCGAGGGAGCUGCGGGAGGAGAUGGACGCAAGUCAUAGAAGCAGAGCGGCGCUGGUGGCUGAACAACAAGCUCUUCUGCAGGAGCAGCGGGCCAGCGAGGCCCGUCAGCGAGCUGCUGAACAUCAACCACGUGCCCAAGAAGCUGGGCUCGAGGAGAGCAAGUCAGAAAGGGAGCUUCGUGACGAGGUCAAAGAAUCUCAGAACAGCAGAGCGGCGCUGGUGGCUGAAUGCCAAGCUCUUCUGGAGAAGCAGCAGGCAGCCUCCCAGAUGUCCAUGCAGCACAGCGCUGCUGCCCUGGCAAUACGAGAGGCAGAGGCAGCGCAACAGCAACGUAUUUGUGACAUGUUGCGGUCAGAAGUGGCGAAGAUGGAGCAGCUGUCGUCUACACCUUCGAGUCAAGUCAGAUCAGAACAAGUCGAAGCAGAGGAUACUAUUGGGCACGCGGUUCCCGCUGCUCCUCAGCGUGCGGCACCAGGCACCGACUUGAAAGACGACCAGAUGCAGCAUGUGCUAAAUACUCUGUCGCGCAUGACCCGCAAACUGACCCAGAGGCUGCACUUGGCCGAGCAGGAACUGAAGGAUGAGAUGCGAUGCGCCUUGAAAGCCCAAAAGGAAGUCCAGGACCAGCGCAUGCAGCAAGCAGCUGCUUUGGCUGACAAGGAGGCUGAAAUGCAGAAGAGACUGGCACAGCUGGAGCGCGGAAGGAUGGAGGCGUCCCGAAAGUCUCAAUCUCUGCAGGCGGAGGCCGAGAAUUCAGCGGUGGCUGCAGCCGUCGGUCAGGCAGAAGCACAGUUUGAGGAAAGCAUGCAACAACUGAGGAGAGAAGUGUCACUGGAGAAGAGCCAACAUGCUGCCAAUGUUUCACAACUGAAGCAGCAACUUAUACAAGCAGGCAUCGAGGCCCAGAUUAGAGAGGAGGACGUUGCUCGGAUGGUCCACUUCGAGCUCCAGCAGUCACGCCAAGAAUGCGACAGUCUGCGCCGAGACGCAUCGGCAACCAUGACUGCGGAGCUGGUGGCGAUAAAGGAAGAGGCAGCUGCUGUGGCGCGAUCACAUGCUCAGAUUCUGAGUGCGAAGAAUGAGCUGCAGGAUGAACUCCUGGCGCUCCAGCAGCAAUCAGUCGUGGAUCUCGCCGCGACGCAGAGGUCGGAGCGUGCGGCGGCAGCUUUGCGAAGCCUCGUGGCCGACAUCCGGCAUGCGGAAGAGGGCGCAGCGGCCAGGGAAGCGGCUGCCAUUGAAGAGCUGACUGCGACGAGGGGGAGGUUCGAAAUUCAGACCAUGGAGCUGGAGGCAGCAAAAUCAGACGAGCUGCGCAGCGAGCAGCUUCUCCAUGCCGCACACGAGGUUCAGCGUAUGCUGCACGACGAGUGUGGAGCCUUGACGGCGCAUGUGGAGCGGGCUGCUACGGCUGAGUCGGUGGCUCAGGCUAGAGCUGCUGAGCUUGACGAACAGCGCCAAGUCCUGCGACAGGAGUGCCAACGCCUCCGCAGUGACAACGUACUUCUUCGUCGGCAGCUGCACGGCGGAUCACCCGCGCUUCAGGACAUCAAGAUUGUUGCAGCUGCACGAGGUCGCCCUUGA